AACGGUGAUUAUGAUACCAAAAUCAAUCUUCACAUAAGGAAUUCCGCCGGUGAUCCUUUGCUUGCUUUUACAUAUGACCUUUUGGAGAAUCUUAAGGUGGGGGCAAUUAUAAUACCAGAAAUGUGGAAUGAAGUGACACUUUUUGCCAGGCUAAGUGAUAAAGCUAGAGUUCCCGUGUUUUCCUUUUCUUCAUUACUGUCCCCAAAUGGAUAUCCUUAUUUUGUUCAAAUAUCUCAAGAUGGGGAUAUGGGACUCAAAGGCAUUGUUGCAUUUGUAGAAAGAGCUAAAUGGAAGAAUGUCAUACUUAUACAUGAUGAAACUGAGUAUGGGAUGAAAGAUCUCUCCCGUUUGAUUGAUUGAUUUCUUCCAAGAGAUUGACAUACAUGUGGUUAACAAGAUUACCAUUUCUCUUUUGACUGAAGAACAUCAAAUUAUUGAAGAGCUAAAUAAGCUCAAGAAAAUUGAGACUUCAAUUUUCGUUGUGCACCUGUCAUCUUCCUUGACGCCUCUCCUUUUUGAAAAUGCAAAAAAAUUAGGAUUGAUGGCUAAAGGUUAUGCUUGGAUUGUAUCUGAUCAAACUAUGAAUUUCCUGCAUACCUUCAAUGAUGCUGUUAUUGAAUCAAUGCAGGGAUCAUUGGGAUUCAAAUCUUACAUUCCAGCUUCAGGAAAGCUUAAAAAUUUCACUUUGAAGUGGCUUAGACAGUCUAACAUAGAAGCGUCUAUGGAGUUGAAUGUAUUUGGUAUAUGGGCAUAUGAUGCAGUAUGGGCAUUGGCACUGGCAAUUGAAAAGGUUGGGAAAAGAAUCCCUCAAACCAAAGAAGAAUGCAAGGACCUCCUAAAUUUUACAAGUAUUGGCGUUUCGGAUGAUGGUGGCUCAUUAGUAUUGAAGGAGGUAAUGAAUAACAGAUUUGUCGGUUUAGCUGGUGAGUUUCAACUUCUGAAUGGAGAAGUAGGCUCGAAGACAUAUGAAGUUGUUAAUGUCAUGGGCCAAGGGGAGAGAAGAGUUGGAUUUUGGACUCUAAAUAGUGGGUUCACCAUUCAUCCAUCCUCAAAUGAACCAAAUAAUUGUUUUCAUGGUGAUCUUGAUUCCAUUAUUUGGCCAGGGCCAUCUUUAGCUACCCCAAAAGAAUGGUCAGGUAAAAAGAUAAGAGUUGUUGUGCCUGUGAAGCAGGCGUUUAAGGAAUUCAUUGAUGUCCAUCAUGUCGUUCAAUCUAAUACAACAAUUGUGGAGGGUUUCUCUGUUGAUGUGUUCCUUGCUGCCAUUGGGAGUUUAGAGUAUGAAGUACCCUUUGAAUUUAUCCCUUUUGUGGUUGUGGAUGAAAAAGGAAAGCGCCAUUCCCAUUACAGAGAUCUUCUUCAUCAGAUUUACCUUAAGAACUUUGAUGCUGCCGUGGGAGACAUAACCAUCACCUCAAAUAGAUCUACAUUUGUGGACUUUACAUUGCCUUAUACUGAAGCUGGAGUGGGAACUGUGGCACGCUUGGGCAGUGCAGGAGCAUGGUUCUUCUUAAAGCCUUUCAGGACAGAUCUAUGGAUAAUUAUUGUUGUUUCCUUCAUUGUGACAGGUUUAGUUGUUUGGCUAAUCGAACACGAAAGUAAUGAAGAUUUCCAAGGUUCACUGGCUCAACAAGUUGGAACAACUUUGUGGUUUGCUGCUUCAACUCUUGUUUAUGCUCAGAGGGAACGGAUACAGAGUAAUCUGUCAAGAUUUGUAGUUAGCAUCUGGAUGUUUGUUGUGCUCAUAAUUUCAUCCAGCUACACCGCAUCACUGAGUUCACUUCUGACGUUACAACAAAUUCGGCUUGCAAAGGGAGACUAUAUAGGUUACCGUUCAUUCCAAGAAGGAAUCAUUUUUAACAACAUGAAUUUUUCUGGAAGUAGGCUUAUUCGCUACAAUUCACCUGAAGAAUUCCAUGAAGCUCUUUCCAAAGGGACCAUAGGAGGUAUAGUUGAUGAGAUUCCUUACAUCAAGAGUUUUCUUGCCAAGUAUCCAUCUCAAUAUGCACUCAUCAGCACUGCACCAACUACAAAUGGCUUUGGCUUUGCUUUCCAGAAAGGAUCACCGUUAGUCCCUGAGAUAUCUCGAGCAAUUUCUAGACUUCGAGAAGAAGGAAAACUCGCGGAGCUGGAGGACAAAUGGUUUAAGAAUCGCCCAUCUAUGUUAACUCAAGACGACGACACCUCUAACAUCAAGACUCUAAAUGUUGACAACUUUAGAGGCUUAUUUCUCUUGAGUGGGAUCUCUAAAGCUAUUGCUGUUACCAUGUUUCUUUGUUUAGUACUUGGUAAUAAGUUGUCAGUUUAUCACUAUAUUCUCAGAAUUGCUGCAGGUGGGAAGUUGGCAUUUAUGAUUAAGUACCUAUUUUGCAGAAAGGAGUUUAACAUUGAGGGACGCAAUGAGAAUAGCCACAACCAUACAUAAAUCAUAAACCAGGCCACCUCCAUAUAUCAGCCUUGUCAUAUAGAUGGUUAGCAUUUCUUUCUAGUGUCUGGUGAGUUUUUUUGGGUCAUAUAUCCUAAUGUUCUUGAGCCUUGAGGUUGUUUCUUGCCCAGACAUGGAAUUCAUUCUAGUUAUCCACAAAUCCCAGAUGGCCUGUGUAGGGAUUAUACCUCUGCCCUAAUAGCCCUCUGUAAAUAGAAGUU
Messenger RNA from Ipomoea nil (Japanese morning glory), 2643 nucleotides. RefSeq names its product glutamate receptor 1.3-like. The record is from RefSeq and is a predicted model, not a curated record. Gene Ontology annotation, molecular function: glutamate-gated receptor activity. Bases 542 to 2422 code for a protein of 626 amino acids. Lineage: Eukaryota; Viridiplantae; Streptophyta; Magnoliopsida; Solanales; Convolvulaceae. Gene Ontology annotation, cellular component: plasma membrane. The transcript has 5 exons.